Molecule: messenger RNA, 1368 nt
Organism: Elaeis guineensis (African oil palm)
Lineage: Eukaryota; Viridiplantae; Streptophyta; Magnoliopsida; Arecales; Arecaceae
Biological process (GO): tRNA-type intron splice site recognition and cleavage
Cellular component (GO): tRNA-intron endonuclease complex
Source: RefSeq, a predicted model, not a curated record
CUAAGCUUCCCUGUUCGACCGCUCUAAGCCUCCCACCCGAUUGAAACUGCUGAGGGCGGAAAAAACCGAGGGAAAAAAACGCGGAGAAAGCAUCGGAAAAAUCAACGGAAAAAACGGAAAGUCGGAAAAAUUUGUAAGGGGUUGGGAUUUUCCAUCAGAGGAUUCUUCUUUGCUACAAAAUUUGGGAAAAAAUAUCCCGCCAUUUUUUUUACUGUGUUCAGAAGCCGCCGCUCCCUUAAAUGUAUUAGAAGAUGUACUACGUUUACCACCUUAAGUACCCUUAACAUUUUCCAAUCUUACUUUCCUAUCGCACCCUUUAUCGCUAAACCCCUCCCAUGGCUCUCCGAGGCCCGGCAAAUCCUUGCCCUUAACCCGCUGAAGCUCUGUCACAUUACUCUCUCAGAGGGCGUUCGGGAUCCGGUGAUGGACUCACCGGCCACGGCCCCAGCGGGAAGAAGAGGAAGAGUAACAGGGGAAGAAAUAGAGGAAGAGGAUGAGCACCACCUGAACCCCUUCUUAGCUACCAGUAUCAACAAGCCGUCUGCUUCCAAACUCCAGUUCAGAGAAGGAAGGAGAUAUCUCGGGCUCGGUGGGACGAAGGGAUGGGGAUGGGGGAAGUGAUAGAGAAGAAAGGCAGCAUGUGGGUGACCACCGGUAUCAUCCGGAACGGCAAGCUCUAUUGUCACAUUGAGGAAAUCCUGUUUUUGGCUGAAAGAGGGGCACUUCUCUUGGAUGUUGAUGAUACAAGCCUCAGCAUAAAAGAUAUAUAUAAGAAGAUAGCAGAAGGAAAGUAUGGGUGUUCUUGGGAGUCCUUUGAAGCCUACAAGCACCUGAAGCUGCUUGGAUACAUUGUUGGACGCCAUGGUCUUCCAUGGACUAUGAAGAAUCAAAUGAUCUGUUGCAAUAAUGACUUACCCCAAAGCACGUCGGACAUUGAUGGGAAGUCCGAUAGGGAAGUGGGGGAAAGCAUUUCUAUCAUUCAGUUGCUUAAAGAUAUGCAGAUUGAUGACAUUACUCCAACUUUUGAUGUGUAUCUACCCAACAGCAAGUUUAGAAAAUCUUCCCCGGGUGUUCCAAGUUUUAUUCUUUGUCUGGUCAGGGACAAACCACCCUCAAGAGUAGAUUUAGAAAAUCUUGAGAGGAUGUGUGAUGGCAUUCCCCUGAAGUGCUGCUAUGUGGAUCAUGGGCGAGUCAGUUUCUUUUCUUUUAAUAAAGUGAUGAUUCCGUCCUUACCAUGAUGAAUUUAUGGAGGUCUUACCUAUUGAUGCCGUGCGGUUUGCGUUGUACACAGCUGAUGGGCUCGACCGUAUAGGUUUUUGAAAUUGAUGGCCUCGUCUACACAUUCCUUGCCUUAUAUAUAUAUAUAUA